AUCUCAUUUUCCAGUGUGUGAGGAGGGGGAGGAGGUACAAAGGACAAUCACAUCACCUGAGAAGAACAGGGACAUAAUACAUCCUCUGUUAAGAUCUACUUCAAGAAUGGGGCUUUUACCGAAUUUCCUCAAGUGCUGUAACAAGAAAGCCAGCAAGGACCUAGUGGAUUCACGUGUGGAAAACACAGAUGAGAACACAGAACGCGGAAACUGGUCCAGCAAGUCGGAGUACCUCCUGUCAAUGGUUGGCUAUGCUGUUGGUUUAGGAAAUGUGUGGAGAUUCCCUUACCUUACCUUUCAACAUGGAGGAGGUGCAUUUCUUAUCCCGUAUGUUAUCAUGCUGGCUCUUGCUGGGUUACCCUUAUUCUUUUUGGAAUGUUCCCUUGGACAAUUUUCCAGUUCUGGACCCGUGGCCAUGUGGAAGGUGCUUCCUCUAUUUGAAGGAGUGGGAAUUACCAUGGUCCUGAUUUCGACAAUGGUCACUAUAUAUUAUAACAUUAUCAUUGCAUACAGUUUAUAUUAUUUAUUCGCUUCAUUUACAAGUGUGUUACCGUGGUCUGAAUGCUUCGAGUGGUCUGACAGCAAAUGCAGCAAAACGCCCAAAGGAUUCUGUAACGUAACUAUACAGUCAAAUAUCUUUGAAAUGGUGAAUCUUACCUGGGUCAAGGAUAAUAAUUAUACGUGUGAUGAAAACUCCACUGAGUUUAUGGACACUGAACUUCCCAGCAAGCAAUACUGGGAAAAAGUGGCACUUCGUCAAUCAAGUGGGCUCGAUGAAACAGGGAACGUUGUCUGGUACUUGGCCCUCUGUCUUCUCUUAGCUUGGAUUAUAAUUGGUGCAGCUUUGUUUAAAGGCAUAAAGUCUUCCGGAAAGGUGGUAUACUUCACAGCCAUUUUUCCUUAUGUGGUCCUGCUGAUUCUUUUGAUCAGAGGAGCGACACUGGAAGGCGCCUACGAAGGGAUCAACUAUUAUAUUGGAACCCAGUCAGACAUUUCAAAACUUACAAGUGCAGAAGUUUGGAAGGAUGCGGCCACACAGAUUUUCUUCUCUCUGUCCACAGCAUGGGGUGGUCUAGUGGCACUUUCAUCUUACAACAAGUUCCACAAUAACUGCUAUGGGGAUGCCAUCAUAGUGUGCGUCACCAACUGCCUCACCAGUGUGUUCGCUGGCUUUGCCAUCUUCUCUAUAUUGGGGCACAUGGCAUUCAAAGCUGAGAAAGAAGUAAAGGAUGUAGUAGACUCAGGAUUUGCUCUUGCAUUUAUUGCAUACCCUGAAGCUUUGUCUCAGCUGCCUGUAGCUCCACUAUGGUCCAUUCUCUUCUUCUUUAUGCUCUUAACCUUAGGGCUUGAUUCCCAGUUCGCCUCAGUAGAAACAAUAACCACCACCAUACAUGAUGCGUACCCAAAAGUGAUGAAGAAAAUGAGGGGACUUAUCACCGUCGGUGCCUGUAUCAUGUUUUUCUUGCUUGGAAUUCUAUGCGUCACUGAGGCAGGAAUAUACUGGGUGGAUCUGAUUGACUAUUUCUGUGCCGGCUGGGGAAUACUUAUUGCUGCCAUUCUAGAAUUGGUUGGGAUCUGCUGGAUUUAUGGUGGUAACCGUUUUAUUGAAGACAUCGAAAUGAUGAUUGGAAAGAAAAAUUGGGUCUUCUGGCUCUGGUGGAGAAUUUGCUGGUUCUUUGUCACUCCUGUUCUUCUGACUGCCAUUCUGAUCUGGUCCCUGGUCACAUUCUCUUCUCCAAAGCAUGGCAAUGUUGAAUAUCCCAUCUGGGGAGUCGCCCUGGGAUGGUGCAUGAUCAUUUUCUGCAUCAUUUGGAUACCCAUACUGGCUGUAAUAAAAAUGUGUAAAUCUGAAGGAACACUUUGGCAACGUUUUCGAAGACUUUGCUCUCCAACUGCUGAAUGGGGACCUGCUUUGGAAAAAUUUCGUACCGGAAGAUACAAAGAUACUAGUGACAUUUCUAAAGUUUCCAAUGGUCUUGAGAUUCCCACAAUUGAAGGAGGCCUGGGAGGCUACGACAACAAAGCAUUUUCAUAGGAAACAAAACUUAAAAACCAAAGCAUUACCUGCACAAUGGACUGAAGGACUACCACUAGAUUUUUUUUAAAUAUAAAUUAUGGCUGUGUUAUCAGCUAUAGAGAAAUAUACAACAGAUCUCUUUGUAACAUUUUCUAAAAUACUCUGCCUUGCGUUUCAGAUGACACUUUUACAAUGCAAUGGUUUCCUACACUAGUAGUGCUCACCAUCAAAAUUAUGUCAUUUCUAGUGAACUAGCCACAAGGAGAAGCUUCUCAGACAGCAUCCUAGGGAAUAAGCAGCAGGCAGUUGAGCGCUGAUGAUGUCCAUAAAGACUCUUUCACCUUGACA
Molecule: messenger RNA, 2365 nt
Organism: Bufo gargarizans (Asiatic toad)
Lineage: Eukaryota; Metazoa; Chordata; Amphibia; Anura; Bufonidae
Product: sodium- and chloride-dependent neutral and basic amino acid transporter B(0+)-like
Exons: 14
Coding region: 107-2035 (642 amino acids)
Biological process (GO): sodium ion transmembrane transport
Cellular component (GO): membrane
Molecular function (GO): L-proline transmembrane transporter activity
Source: RefSeq, a predicted model, not a curated record